CCUCCCCAAAGAGAUUCAUGUCCUAAUACCAGUAACUUGUGAAAGUGUUACCUGAUGUGGCAAGAGAGACUUUGCAGAUGUGGUUAAAUUAAGAAACUUGAGGUGGGGUGUUUAUUCUGGGUUAUCUGGGUGAAGCCAAUGUAAUCACAAGGGUUUUCAUAAGAGGCAGGCAAGACGGUCAAAGUCAAAAAGAGAAAGAUGACAAUGAAACAACCAGAAGCAGAGGUGAAGCACUAGCAGCCAAGGAAUGCGGGCAGCCUCUAGCAGUUGGAAAAGGCAAGGAAGCAGAUUCUCCCCCAAUGUCUCCAGAAAGAGUGCAGCCCUUUCAACCCUCAGAACCAUUAGGGAAUACAUGCAGGCGUUGAUAAGCCGCUAGGUUUGUGGUCAUUUGUUACAGGAGCAAUAAGAAACUAAUACAGAGACUAACUCUCACACCGCGUGAUUCAACAUUAUUUAAUACCGUGCCCAGGUAUCAGCUAAAAUCUUCCAUAGUGCCAGAGCUGUGUACCCUACACUUGGGAAACACUGCCUAACGAACUCCAAGGCAUCCAGGGAAAUGGUAGCCACGGAUUAAAACAACUGCAGAAGAAUUUAGGCCUGAGGCAGAGAAGCUGCUUGCUAAAAUGGUAGCUGAUUAUAGGGGAAGCUCUGCGUGGCCAUUGUUGACUUCCCCCUCUCCUUCAGCUUCUCUUUAUACUGGAGCAUCUGAGCUGAGGAGACAGCAUUCCUGAAUCAGCCCUCCUCCAGCCAAUGGACUCUGCACUGAGCUUGUUUAAUUUGCUUCAGAAUUUGGAGAAGAAGUUACAGCUGGACAGUAUACGAGUUUUUAAACCUACAGAUUCUUCUGACUUAUAGAAUCAGCUGUCAUAUUGCCAGGAAAAGAUAAAUGCAGAUGUUGGACCAUGUCAAAAAUCUUGUCAAGAGUGUGGAUUGUCUCACACAGAACAGAGAUGUGGCUUCUGAUUCUGGUGGCAUACUUGUUCCAAAGAAAUGUGAAUUCAGGACACAUGCCAACAAAAGCUGUGGACCCAGAAGCAUUCAUGAAUAUUAGCGAAAUCAUCCGACAUAAAGGCUAUCCCUGUGAGGAGUAUGAAGUCACGACAGAAGAUGGGUAUAUCCUUUCCAUUAACAGGAUUCCUCAAGGCCUGGUGCAACCUAAGAAGACAGGUUCCAGGCCGGUGGUGUUACUGCAGCACGGCCUGCUUGGAGAUGCUGGCAACUGGAUUUUCAACCUGCCCAACAACAGCCUGGGCUUCAUGCUGGCGGAUGCUGGUUUUGAUGUGUGGCUGGGGAACAGCAGGGGAAACACCUGGUCUCGGAAGCACAAGACCCUCUCCGUAGACCAGGAUGAGUUCUGGGCUUUCAGUUAUGAUGAGAUGGCGAGGUUUGAUCUUCCUGCAGUCAUAAACUUUAUUUUGCGGAAAACAGGUCAAGAAAAGAUCUAUUAUGUCGGCUAUUCACAGGGCACCACCAUGGGCUUUAUUGCAUUUUCCACCAUGCCAGAGCUGGCUCAGAAAAUAAAAAUAAAUUUUGCUUUAGCACCCAUAGCUACUGUUAAACAUGCAAAAAGUCCUGGGACCAAAUUUUUGUUGCUGCCUGAUAUGAUGAUCAAGGGAUUAUUUGGCAAAAAAGAAUUUCUGUACCAGACCAGAUUUUUCAGACAGGUUUUUACUUACCUUUGUGGUCAGAUGGUUAUUGACCAGAUUUGCAGCCGUGUCAUGUUACUCCUGGGAGGAUUUAACUUGAACAAUAUGAACAUGAGCCGGGCAAACGUGUAUGUUGCUCACAGUCUUGCCGGAACAUCUGUGCAGAACAUCCUGCACUGGAGCCAGGCAGUGAACUCUGGGGAACUCCGGGCAUUUGACUGGGGCAGCGAGACCAAAAAUCUGGAGAAAGGUAAUCAGCCAACUCCCAUAAGGUACAAAGUGAGAGACAUGACGGUCCCCACAGCCAUGUGGACUGGAGGUCAGGACUGGCUUUCAAAUCCAGAAGAUGUGAGAACACUCCUCUCCGAGGUGACCAACCUCAUCUACCAUAAGAACAUUCCUGAAUGGGCUCAUGUGGAUUUCAUCCUGGGCUUGGAUGCUCCUCACCGUAUGUACAAUGAAAUCAUACAUCUGAUGAAGCAGGAAGAGACCAGUCUUUCCCGGGGAACUUUUAGUGUCAGCUUGUGAAGCAUCUGAUACUGACCAGUCUUAGGAAAAAAAUCUCAUGGAAGAUGGGGCUUGAGUCCAUGAAUGGAGGAUUUUAAAGAUUUCCGCCAUUGGAAACCUAUAGUAUGAGUAGGAGGGAGGUGGAGGAGGGAGAGCAGAGAUGCAAUGUACAUUCCUUCAGGUUUUCUGUAUUUGGCACUAAAACUGACAUUCAAAUUUUUUUCAGUUAAUUAAACUACUCAUUGGGUGAACAGAGUUUUCAUGUGUUAUUAUGUAUUCUGCCAUCUUGAAAGGUAGGUUUUACCUGACAACUAGAAAAAUUAUCUAGACAUUCUUUAUAUUAUUCAACUAAAGGUUCUUAAAACAUU
This is a messenger RNA of Camelus dromedarius (Arabian camel), 2521 nucleotides long. It is a transcript of the gene LIPM, whose product is annotated as lipase family member M. Lineage: Eukaryota; Metazoa; Chordata; Mammalia; Artiodactyla; Camelidae. Gene Ontology annotation, molecular function: hydrolase activity, acting on ester bonds. The record is from RefSeq and is a predicted model, not a curated record. The transcript is spliced from 10 exons. Bases 903 to 2174 code for a protein of 423 amino acids.